GCGCCGAUCUCCAAUGGAAAAGAACGCAACGCACCUUUCCUUUUGUGGAAGGACGGUUGUUUGGACGGUGCAUGCAUGUGUGUGACUGGCUAAUAUUAGGUAGGCUAGCUAUCGUAUCGUUCGUCUUGGCAGUGAGAAAGAAAGCAGCAAGACGUUGUUGUGGUUGUAUUGUCCAAGUUGUGUUGAUUGCUUGUGUGAUCAACGGUUGAUGGAAGGUUCUGUGUUUCUUGAAAAACUUGAGUGAGGGUCGUAAGCAUUCUUCAACGGAUCUAUCUAUCUAUCGUCUAGCUAGAGACGAGUGACAGUCAAGACAAGACAAGCAGUAUCAUUGAGUGGAAAGAGGCAAGGCAACGAUACCAGUACGACCAUGACGACUUCUAGUAGUAGUACAGUGGGAGUUCCGCUUCAACAGAUCGACGGUACCGCAGUGGCAGUUGUUUCUCCAGCGGCGAGCAGCGGAAGUUCCAAGAUCUUUUAUCAGAUGGGCGCCAGGAACAAGUCUUCCUUUCGACACGGCAAGCACAAACAGCGCCAUGGCAAGAGACGGUCCAGCAGCAGUACGACUAGUAGUAACAGUAAGGCGUCUCCGUCCGCCACCAAGCCACUCUUGUCGUCUCCUCCGCCGAAUCAGUAUUCCUACAUGACGUCCACCAUUACGCCUUCGCCUCCUCCACACGAACCCAUGAUUCUUCGACCGAGUCCUCCCAUAAGUCCUCCGACACUCCUCGAACCCAACGAUACGACUACGAAUGCUGCGGCCACGAGCAGCGGUGGUACCAUGGUCUACACGAUGAGUCAAUCACAGCAGCAGCAACAACAACAACAACAACACAAUUGCUCGCAUUCCACAACGUCCAAUGGCACGCACGCCACGCCGACCACUCAAGCGUCGACUACGACAUCUCCCAAUAGUUGCGCCAAUGGCGAAUCCACUAGCAACAGUAAUGAAGGAACGGCCAUUGCACUCGACUAUUCCAGUCAUGCGUGUGUCUGUCUUCAAGAAGAAGAUCUCGAAGGAGCUCUUACGUGGUACCAACGGGCUCUCAUUGUCUAUCAGACGGAAGCGGCCGAAGCCAAGGAUCCGCCACUUGGAAUUGUCGAUACGUGCAAUGCCGCCGCUACUCUACACAAUAUGGGAGCCGUAUACAAUGCGUUGCAACAAGGAGACGCUGCGCUCCAGUGCUAUCACGAUGCCGAGCAAUUGUACAGAGAAUGUAGACAACGACUCGCACCGCCGUCGCCACUUCCACUGGCUGCACUAGAAGAACAAGAGACGGUCUGUCUGACCGCACUCAUUGCCGAAACACUCCAUCAUCGGGCUAGUAUCUACGAAACCAGUGUAUGGGAUUCUGUCGCCGCACUCGAGUGUCACGAAGCUUGUGUGGAGUUACUCGCACAAGAACCCGCCAUUCUAUUACACGACAAUCAUGGAACACUCUCGGUCACGUGUGUCGACGAUGUCUUUUUUCAACAGGAAUGUCUCCAACAAGUACAACUUCAGUGGCUCGUAGCGUCUUACCAGAGUUUGGCUAAACUAUAUCGACAAUCCGAUACACCCCAAGAUGGACUCGUUGCAUUGCAAUCAUGGAAGACACUUCUGGAACAACACCUAAGUCAGCCCAAUCUCACGCAAGAUAUCGAGAAUGAAUGGAGAAAAUCACUCGUCGAAUGCUGGAAACAGUUCUCGGAAUUCUACUUUUGUCAACAAGAAAUGACAAAGGGAGUCGAUGCACUGCACACGGCCAUGGAUCUGCAAUUGCAAACCAGCGGAACCAAAGAUACUGCCAAGGUACUCUCACACGAUCUACUCAAUACCAUGAACUCCAUGGGACGCGUCAAGGAAGAACGAGGACACUACCAAGAAGCACUCAUUUGCUAUGAAAAGAUUCUACUCAUUGUAUCACGAUAUCUAGGAGAAGAUCAUUGGGAAGUCGCCGAAGCACUCGUCAAGAUUGGACGCGUCAUGGAAUGUCAGGGCAAUGUUGCCGGUGGACUCGACCUGUAUCAUGCCGCCCAUACCAUUUACCAAGCUAGUGUCAAGGAUGAUGAUGAAUACGAUGAUUCUUAUGAAUCCACACGGGCUGCUACGGAAUCCGUCGUACGAAUUGCCAAUGUCUUGAUGGGACAGAAACGAUGGAGAGAAGCUGUCGACUUUUUGCGUGAAUUGCCACAAACCAAAAUGCUAUGGUGGCUCGACAGUGACAAUAGCGAUGACGAGAACAACAACAACAACAACAAGGGCAACAACAGUAUUGACCACAAGGCCAUUCCCAGUGUUCAUCAAGCCAUUGUCUUUCGAGAAUUGGGUAGAGCGUACAUGGGCAUGGGGGAAUUGGCUAAAGCCAAACAGUGUCUGUUAGAGUCGGCACGAAGAUUGGAAGGUACCGACCACGAAGAAGAUGUCUUUGAACUAUUGAUGCAUGUCGAGUUUUGCCAAAAACAAGAACGCAUGGCGGCGCUCGCCACGGCCAAGAAUCGAUUGCGAUCAAGAUCUAGAAGUCGCAGUCGAGCACGAAGUAGCAGCAAUAGUCGGACGGCCAGUAGCGGAAGUGAUUUGGAAGAACGGGGACGCAUCACCAAGGAUGCCGUCGCUGCAGUACUCUCGCCCAGUAUGAGUAAUGCAAAUACUUCCGAGGAGUCGCCCAAGAGUGCCGAUCCACCAACACCGCCAGUGGCAGUUCGUGUUCACUCGGAAAGCCCGAAGAAUGAGUUUGUACAGUCGCCAUCACCCAAAGUGUCUCCGGGAGCGUCACCAGCAAAGAGCGAUUCCAUUGGAAGAUCCCCCACACCCGUCUUGUCGCCCAUGCAGCAAGACUUUGACUUUGUGGCCGAUAGUAACGAUCUACCGCUAGUGCCCUUUGACCGUGCCAAUCACAAUGCCAUUGUCACGCAAAAGAGCCAAAGCACAGAGAGUUCGACUCCUCCACCCCCACCAGUCGAACAACCGCCAGUGAACGAUGAUCAUGAGGACGACGACGAAGAUGAAAAGUCUUUGGGAAGUCUCGACACUCAGAGUGCCGUAGAUGAAAUUCCAAUCACCAAUAGUCCAAGACCAACCACGUCACGAGCACUCACACCCAUGCCUACCAGCAACGCUGUUGUACCAGUCGAAGGGGAAUAUGAUGAUUCGGUACCGUUCGAUGUCGAUCCAUUUGGUGGCAAGGAUUCCUUCCAGGUGCAACGGGCAAAGGAUAUCAUCUUGAAGCGGGUGAAGCUAGACAACGAAAUGCUCUUGGGAUCGCCUAGUGCGGAAAGCGGAGCACUGAUUGACGAUGGGCAGUCGGAUGUGGUGUCGUCGGUAUUGGUUGGUCUGGAUAUUGACAUUGACCAUCCGCCGCCAUCCACACCAACGAGCAAGGAUGAAGCAUCAGUGAGAAGUGUCAAAAAGUCAAUCACAGAUCUUGUCCUUGCCAAGACUGCAUCCAGUGAAAAGCCAUUUGAUGAAGCCACGCAAGCGUCCAGCAAGGAGAAACCGUUUGAUGAGCAUUCAGGGCCGCAUCUACAACAACAAAGAAAGCUCAACGCUGCGGCCAUUGGACAGCUGUCGAGGAAUCCAAUGUCAUUCAAAGAGCGCAUGGCAACACCCACACCCGAUGACGAAUCGACGAAUGGUCAAACCAACACACCGUUGGUGGCCGCAAGUCUGUCCGAUUUGACCUCGACGUACGGUGGUCAGUCAUCCGCGUCGUCGGUCAAUGAACAACACAAGACAUCUGGGUAUCUUCCACCACUACUGCAGAGUCCGAAUGACGAAGACGAAAAUCCCUUCAACAUUCCUCCUCCGCCGCCACCACCUCCCGUGCCGUCAAAGCCACCAGCACAGAUUGAAACCUUGUCCAAGUCACCAAAGCAACCAGCAAGUCCGACGUCACAAACAUCGAAGCAUGGACUCAGCGAUGGAAUCAUUCAGAUAUCUGUCGCGCAUGAAAAUGGAGAGAAAUCCAAAGUUUCUUCCUUUGAUGCAUUCUUCCCGGAACCAGACACUUCGAACCAGGCGAACAACAACAGUUUCUCUCCGAGUUCAAAAAGCCAGCGAUCACCUGUUCUAUUUGAUCCCACACCCAAGGAGAGAGAUUUCCAGCGACACGAAGAUGACGACGACGCCAGCUCGGACCCUUUCGAAGGCUACGAAGAUUUUGAUGCUGAUGAUUCGGAAAGCGAUGUCACUCCUUCUUACAGUGGCGACUCGGAGUCUGAGCAAGGUUACACUCGCUUUGCUAGGGAAGAUUUCUCUUCUGGUGACGAAGAUUCUGCUCCUUCCGACGACGAUGGAGAGGACCCAAUUGAGAAUGAUGCCGACCGUGACCGCGGACGAGAUCCAGCUGGGUUAUACCGUCCGUCGGAUCCAAAGAAACACAAGCACAAGAUCAUUAUCUAUGAUGAUUCUCGCCAACCCAGCCAGUUGCAUGAUUUGAUAACAGACCCCUUCUCGUCGGGCGAGCGGGAGUCUCCAGUUCCUUCCGUCUCCCAAAACAAUGUCCACAAUACAUUUUCGUCUGAUCCAUUAGAUGGUCCCAAGAGAGACUCUAGUCCCACCUUUGAAGUUCACGAUAACGAUGAUGCCACUCCCAAAGAAUCGCAAUCACACUCUACGCCAUCGCCGCGGAACAAAAAGUCUAAGAGUCACGGGUCAGAGAUGUCCAAGAGCUCUCCAGGGAAUCGCAUUGUCCGAGCACUGUCUAAUUCCAUUCGGCUACGUCGAAAGACGAAGGCGGGACGAUCGUCGAAGCACCACGAUCAAUUUGAAGCCUUGCAAACUGACGCCGAAGCUGAAGCCACAGUGUCGGAAGGCAUGGAUGAUUCUCCGAUGAAGGACAGCUUACCAUCGUCACUGACAAAGCCCAAUCAGUCAGCACGCGAGGAUGAAGCCGAGAAGACGGAUGCUGCUGUUGAAGAGUUGGAAGGGGAUGAUACUCUUGGGAGACCGAUUCAAUUUGUUUCACUGGCGUCGCAGUCUCACGAUGAUACUCUUUCGCAGAUUACCUUCAUCAUGGACGACCCGAAUGUCAAGAAUCGCAACAAAAACAACCAAUGGUGGGGCCAACUGGGGCAACUCGAUGGCUGGCUGCCCAACUUUCACCAAGCUGUCGAAGCUGCGGAAGGAUUCUUGUCGGCCAAGGCAAUUCAUGCUCAGAUGAAGUCGCAACCACUGGAUUUCGAUUCCGAAGAUGAAGACGAGGAGGACACCAAUGAUGACCUGAUUAUUCGCGAGUCUUCAACUCUUCCUUUGGCGGCAUCAACGCUCAAAACCGAAGUUGUGGCUGCGGCUGCCUGCUCUCCAAUUCCCAACUCGUUCUUCCAGUCAUCGGCUUUAUCAAGCAAGCGAAGGGCCAGUACGGCUACCACGAGCGUCAACAGUACCUCUAGCAAGAUUGGUCCUGUCAGUCUGGAGCAGUCCGUCAGCACUCCCAAGGUAGUGCCACCAUCCACACCCACACAGCAGGUUACACCGGCUGCUAAUAUCUUGCAGUCUGACAGUUUGUCGGUCGUUCCAAACAAGAACGAAAUCGCCCUUGAGAUUGAACAACAGGAGAAGCUCCUGGCACAGUACGAGCUAGAGGCAUUGAACGAUGACAAGGCCAACCAUAGGGUGGGCGCUACUUUGUUCCGAAUGUCAAUACUCUAUCUUCAGAGCGAGGAGGUGGAAGAGGCUCUCAAGGCUACCAAUGAAGCGCUUCGCAUCCAGAAGUACCGCGGUGAUUCUGCCGAUGCCGCACGGUCGUUGCAUUUGCUGGCAGAUAUCUUUGUGCGCAAGGGUGAAUACGACUCUGCUUUGGGUUGCUAUGCUGAAGUCCAGGAGAUGGAGUUGGCAUUGUACGGGUACAUUCACGAAGAAUCUGCCAACACGUUGAAUCGCAUUGGUAGUGUGUUGGCUCGUCAAUCCAAGUUCAGCUUGGCCAUGGAAAAGCACCAAGAGGCGCUUCGCAUUCUGAAGGAGUGCCACGGCGAAGAACUGCGGCAUCCACUAGUUUCUCAGACUUUGAUUCACAUUGGAGCUGUGUACUACCGAGAGCGAAACUCUCUGUCAACUGUUCGUGCCAAAUCGGAUGACUACAGUACCUUUAUUGAAGUUGGCAUGCUGGAAGUGAUCGGGCGCGCGCACGAAGAUCGUGGUUCGUACAAGAUGGCCAUUUCCUUUUUCGAAGAAAAGCUUCAGUGCUUGAAUCAAAAGCGUACGGAAGGGAAGGCAAAUCUAGAGGAGGUAGCGACCACACUGAAUAGCUUGGGUAUGUUGAGCUGUCGUGCCGGUAUCUUUAUGGAAGCAAUCGACUAUUACGACCGUGCACUAGAAGUGCAAAAGCAGAUUGGAUGUGACAAGAUGCACAUUGCCACGGCUCGUGUCUUGACUGCCACCGUUCAGUUCCACCUUGGCUUUUUCCAAAAGGCGCUUCGGUUACUCCAAGAUGCUCUCAAGGAGCUCAAGGCGGAAACUGGCGAAGACCACGAGACUGUGGCAGCGACUUGGUUCCAGAUUGGUGUAGUACAGGUUGCUCUGUGCGAGUAUGACAAUGGCAUGGACGCAUUGGAAGAAGCGCUUCGUAUCCAGAAUAACCUGUUGGGCAAGGUCCAUCCAGCCACGCUGCGGACUCGUCGUGAGAUCGGCAACAUGUACGCCAUUUACGAGUCGGAACUGGAUGCUGCGUUUGCUCAAUUCCGUGACAUUCUGGCCACACAGCGUAGGAUUCAUGGGUACAAGCAUCCGAAUGUGGCUGAGACAUUGCACAGUCUGGGGUGUGCUUAUGCCCGCAAGGGCGACUACCCAAAUGCUACCAAGACAUUGGAGGAGUGUUACUAUAUGAGGAUUGACUUUUUGGGAGCGGAUCAUCCUCUGCAAGCGACGACAUUGCACGAGCUUGCCGAGAUUCACCGCAAGCGACAACGGUUCCGCAAGGCCAAGCACAUUUGCAAUGCCGUGUUGGAGAUUCGUCGCGAGAGUUUGAGCGAGCGUCACAUUGACGUGUCUCGAGCGCUGGCGACCAAGGCAAGCUGUUUGGUGGCAACGGGAGACUAUACGAACGCGAUGAAGUGCUUACGAGAAGCGUUGCCCAUGGCGGAGCAGGCUGUUGGUGAGCGACAUCCUGCUGUCGCCGAUAUUCUGGUUCAUUUGGGAGGGAUUCACUUGCGCAAGUGUCAUUUUGAAGAGGCGAAAGAAUGGAUCAACAAGGCAUUGGAUAUAUACCACAACUCGAAUCUGGAUGAAGAUCAUCCAUCCUUGAAGGAGGCUGUGGCGCUGAUGGAACGAGUAGAUAGAGAUGAAAUGCUUUGUGUGUAGUUAGUUGUAAAUAAAGAAUAAACGACAAAACAAUCUAUGAUAUC
Molecule: messenger RNA, 7317 nt
Organism: Seminavis robusta
Lineage: Eukaryota; Bacillariophyta; Bacillariophyceae; Naviculales; Naviculaceae
Source: the annotation of a GenBank genome assembly